AUGGGUUUAGAAUGGGAGUGUGAGAUCUUCGAGAUAGUUGGCGAUGAAGUGGAUGAAAAGGGGAACAACCGCACAGAGGAAGUGGAACUAUGGAAAAGAGACCCAGUUGCAUGUGUUCGCAAGCUCAUCGGUGACCCUCGGUUUAUAAAUUGCAUAUGCUAUGCACCAGAACGCAUUUACAAGGAUUCAAAUGGUACCUCACGAGUAUACAGCAAGAUGGCAACGGCAGAUUGGUGGUGGGAAAUACAGAAACUCUUACCUCAGGGUGUUACAAUUGCACCAAUAAUACUGGCCUCUGAUAAGACCCAGCUUUCCCGCUUCAGUGGCAACAAGCAGGCCUGGCCUGUAUACCUGACAAUCGGCAAUAUCAACAAAGAUACGAGACGAAAACCAUCAGAACAUGCGACCAUGUUGAUAGGCUAUCUCCCUGUCAGCAAGCUUGAGUGCUUCUCCAAAAAACAACGAGCUAUCGAAUCAUACCAGCUGUUCCAUACAUGCAUGCGAUCACUACUCGAACCCUUAGUCAAAGCUGGAAAGGAUGGUGUCGAGAUGCUGUGCACUGAUGGCAAGACCCAACUCGUCUAUCCACUUCUGGCUGUGUAUGUCGCCGACUAUCCAGAGCAAUGCCUCGUAGGUUGCUGCAUGGAGAAUCAAUGUCCAAAGUGCACAUCACCUGCGAAGAAAAUGGGCGAUCCUGUCUGCUCAGUAAUGCGUGAUCCAGAGAGCGUUAUCCAAAGCCUGAAAGACGCAUCUGCAGGGUUGAAGUCACAAGAAUAUGCCGACUGGGGACUUCGACCUGUGAAUCCCUUCUGGAUAGACUUACCACACUGCAAUAUAUUUGAAUGUUUCACCCCAGAUAUCCUCCACCAGCUGCAUAAGGGUGUAUUCAAGGACCAUCUCAUAAAAUGGACAACGUCUACAAUCAAUGUGGAGGAUGGAAGAAAGCCGGAGGAUGAGAUUGAUGGUCGAUUCAAAGCCAUGACGCGACAUCCAAGUCUUCGGCAUUUCAAAAAGGGUAUAUCAUUAGUGACACAGUGGACUGGGAACGAGUACAAGAAUAUGGAAAAGAUCUUUCUGUCUGUCAUUGCAGGAUCAGCAUCCUGGGAGGUCACAGUCUGCGUCCGUGCAGUUCUAGACUUCAUUUACUAUGCCCACUUUGAAGAGCAUACAGAUAAGAGUCUGGACAAGCUUGAAGAAGCAUGGCGUACCUUCCAUCGACACAAAAAUAUCUUUAUUGAUCUCAACGCUCGCAACGACUUUAAUAUCCUGAAAGUCCAUUCCACUAUGCAUUAUGCAGCAAUGAUACGGUCUCGAGGAACGGCAGAUGGAUUCAAUACAGAGGCGUCGGAGCAGUUGCAUAUCGAUUACGCAAAGGUUGCAUAUAAUGCAUCCAACAAGAAGGGAUACAUUAGGCAGAUGACGAAGUGGCUGAUGCGAAGAGAGGCUGUGGAGAGAUUUCAGAGAUUUCUCCAGUGGGCAAUUGACAACUACGCUGAGCCAGAAGAAGACAAGGAAGAUGAGGAUGAGGAUGAGGAUGAGGAUGAUGAUGACGAGGAAUCCAGCACAUCCAAACCAUCUUCAGAGUAUGGUGAAUGCCAGUAUUCCAUUGCAAAGUCUCCAUCAUACACCAAUGUUGAUAUUCUCUCUCUCGAAAAACAGUUUGGCACCACAAAAUUUGUAUAUGCACUGGAAGCUUUUCUUCGAUGGCAUUUUGGUAAAGUACCACCGGAUUUUUGGACGUCAGAGCCAGCGACAUAUAGCGUAUACAAACACUUCCAUAUCUUCAUCCCACCGACUCCCGAGGUCUCAAAAUCAAUUACUAUGGACUCUGUUCGUGCGACGCUGCCACAACCUGCUCGGGGAUACAAGAAGGAAACACCGGCUGCGUUCGACACAGUUCUUGCAUGGAAAGAACUGCCUGAAGAGGGGGUGGAUCUACAUACACUUGGGCCCCAAGGACUACAUGUUGCACAAGUCCAGGCUAUAUUCUCCCUUCCAGACCGUUUUGGUACCUUUCCACACCCUCUUGCCUACGUAGAAUGGUUUACUCCUCUCCGGAAGCUCAACGACCAUACAGGCAUGUUCAAGGUUAGCCGAUCAACAGCAAACCAGCAGCAGAAGUCAUCUAUAAUUCCUAUCACCUACAUUUUGUGGAGUUGUCAUUUGACACCAUGUUCAGGGCGGAAAAUGGAUCCUACAUGGACAAGUGAGAACGUAUUGGACAGAAGUAAGACUUUCUUUGUGAAUUCAUAUCUUAGACACAUUGACUUUGUACUACUAUGA
Molecule: messenger RNA, 2283 nt
Organism: Desarmillaria tabescens
Lineage: Eukaryota; Fungi; Basidiomycota; Agaricomycetes; Agaricales; Physalacriaceae
Exons: 4
Coding region: 1-2283 (760 amino acids)
Source: RefSeq, a predicted model, not a curated record